Molecule: messenger RNA, 339 nt
Organism: Rhizopus microsporus ATCC 52813
Lineage: Eukaryota; Fungi; Mucoromycota; Mucoromycetes; Mucorales; Rhizopodaceae
Exons: 2
Coding region: 1-339 (112 amino acids)
Source: RefSeq, a predicted model, not a curated record
AUGGAUCUUAAUUGGUGUAUUAUCUGUGACAAUCGUGUAGACGAUGUAUUGAAUGAAUCUUCUCUUUACUGUUCUGAAUCUUGUAAACUUAAAGAUCAAAUGACGAGUAUCACAAAUCAAAUCUACCUUAACCAACAACAAAAGAAGCUCACGGUCAAGCCUACGGUCAUUCCUGCAAAGACUAAACGACCUGUUGCACCUUCUACUUCUUACCCCUGGGUACCUCUUUACCGUCGUCGCCGAGGUGUUGUUGUCUCUAAACGCUGUCAACCUAUUGUUGCAAGUUCGCCUACUACUGUUAAUGCUUUGUUCACAUACAACCACAAAGUAUCUGCUUAA